Molecule: messenger RNA, 1535 nt
Organism: Amphimedon queenslandica
Lineage: Eukaryota; Metazoa; Porifera; Demospongiae; Haplosclerida; Niphatidae
Exons: 3
Coding region: 32-1471 (479 amino acids)
Biological process (GO): DNA integration
Molecular function (GO): nucleic acid binding
Source: RefSeq, a predicted model, not a curated record
GCGUGGUCCUUUUUAAUCACGUGAUCUCGUUAUGAUGGCGGGUGAAGGCACUUAUGCUCUACAUGAUGAAUUAUUGGAUUUUGUGGAAGAGCUAUUGGUUAGUAUCAGUUCCAGAGACUUCCAGCAGAGAUCAGAAAGUUAUGCUGAUAUUUUAGAUGUCAUGAAUCGUUGUUUCGAAUUUAUAGUUUACAUUGAUGGCAUAUCCUUAGAUUUUGGUACUCUUCUCGAAUCGCUUCAGGAAGUGAUGAAUGCAUUGGAAUCCAUAGAGAAUAACACCCAGUUUAGAGGUAGACCUCGUCUUCAGAUAGAGGCUGAUCAGUUGCAGUUUUUUAUUGAUUGUUGUUUUCGUGUGAAAGAUAUAGCUGAUAUGUAUCAUUGCUCAAAACGUACAAUUGAAAGGAGAAUGCAAGAAUAUUCUAUUAGGGCAAGUAAUUCUUCAACAAUUUCAGAUGGUGAGCUAGAUAACCAGAUAUCAGCUUUACUUGCUGUUCAUCGACGAAUUGGAGAAAAGUCAGUUAUUGGUCAUUUACGCAGUUCUCACAUUUACGUGCAAAGACAUAGAGUGAGGGAAUCAAUUCGACGUGUUGACCCUAUUGGUAUACAAAUACGGCAUCGUACUGCAUUGCAUCGGAGACAAUAUUGUGUGAGAAGCCCAAAUUCACUAUGGCACAUCGACGGAUAUCACAAACUUGUUCGUUGGAACAUCGUUAUUCAUGGUGCUAUUGAUGGCUUCAGCCGUUUAAUUACAUAUCUGAGAGUAUCACCUAACAACAGUUCACAGAGUGUACUUAGGGCAUUUUCUGCAGCAGUAUCUCAAUAUGGGAUUCCAUCCAGAAUUUGUAUUGAUAGAGGAGGAGAAAAUGUUUUAAUUACAAGAUGGAUGCUGGAGCACCCCCUUCGCGGUGUUGGUAGACACAGUGUCAUAGCUGGGCGCAGUGUACACAAUCAAAGGAUCGAAAGGUUAUGGAGGGAUUUAUAUUCUGGAUGCAUAUGUUUCUUCUACAGUUUUUUCUAUUACUUGGAAGAUAUAGGCAUUUUGAAUAAAGAUGAUGUUUUUGAUAAAUAUGCUUUGCACUUUGUAUUCCUUCCCAUAAUUCAACAACAGCUGGAUACAUUUAGAGAAGGCUGGGCUCAUCAUUCACUACGGACUAUGAACAAUCGAACACCGUUUCAGUUGUGGGUUCUUGGCUUGAGCCAUGUACAAUCAUAUGAUUCAGGAUGUGAUGAAAUAACUGGUCUAAUGGAAAAUCCUGAACUUUAUGGAGUUGAUUGGGAUGGUCCGGCUUCAACUGAUAAUGAUACUACUGUGGUGGAGGUCAAUGAUCUUCCUAAUUUACUAUCUGAAGAUCAUGUUUCUAACUUGAAAAGCCUCAUUCCCAAAUUUGAUACACUCUCAGAUGAAUGGAUGAUUAGCAGCUAUACUAUUGCCAAAAUGUAUGUGCAUGAAAACUCAAUUUAUGAAGUCAAUUGAAUUACUGUGUUAUUUUUAAUAAUAAUUAUUAUUAUUCACUGGAUCACGUGAUUCACCACCUUGA